AUGGCGCCACGACUCGUGGCGCCACGAAUCACGCAGCACGGUGGUGGGUGGGUGGAGCCAUCAUCACACCUUUGUCCCCACCCCCUCUCCUUAUCUCUCACCCCUACUGUCGUCAGUCGCCUAGCCGCCUCCAAACGCCUGUCCCAUGAGCUGCGUUACCUCCCUUGUGUCACCAGCAAGUCCUGCACCAUGCUGCCAGCGGCACCAUGCUGCCAGCGGCACCAUGCUGCCAGCGGCACCAUCUCAGCCCAACCCUCCGUUUCUCUCCCAUCCCUCCCUUUUCUUUCCCUCUCUCUCUCUCUUGCUCCUUGCCCCUCCCUCCUCUUCUACUCCCCCUUGUCUCCCCCCAUCCCUCUUCCCCAUCCCUCUUCCCCAUCCCUCUUCCCCAUCCCUCUUCCCCAUCCCUCUUCCCCAUCCCUCUUCCCCAUCCCUCUUCCCCAUCCUCCCCAUCCCUCUUCCCCAUCCCUCUUCCCCAUCCCUCUUCCUCAUCCCUCUUCCCCAUCCCUCUUCCCCAUCCCUCUUCCCCAUCCCUCUUCCCCAUCCCUCUUCCCCAUCCCUCUUCCCCAUCCCUCUUCCUCAUCCCCCGACCCCACUGCAGUCAGCCGCCUAACCGCGUCCAACCGCCUGCCCCAUCUGCUGCUGUACGGCCCACCCGGCACGGGGAAAACCUCAACGGUGCUGGCGGUGGCUCGGCAGCUGUACGGGGCGGGGGGCGUGCGGAACAUGUGUCUGGAGCUCAACGCCAGCGACGAGAGGGGCAUUGAUGUGGUGCGGCAGCAGGUGCAGGACUUCGCCUCCACUCAGUCUAUCAGCUUCGGCGCCAAGGCGGCAGUGAAGCUUGUGGUGCUGGACGAGGCGGACGCCAUGACCAAGGACGCCCAGUUCUCGCUGCGCCGCGUGAUAGAGAAGUACACGCGCAGCACGCGCUUUUGUCUCAUCUGCAACCACGUCAGCAAGAUCAUCCCAGCCCUCCAAUCUCGAUGCACGCGCUUCCGCUUCGCCCCGCUGUCCUCUGCUGACGUCACUGCCAGGCUCAGACACGUCAUCCAGGAAGAAGGUCUGGAUGUGACAGAUGGCGCGCUGUCAGCCAUUGUGAGCCUCAGUGCGGGUGAUAUGCGCCGCGCUCUCAACAUCUUGCAGUCAGCUCACAUGUCAUGUCCAAACACCAUGACAGAGGAGGCGGUUUAUGCCAGUACAGGCAACCCCAUGCCCAAGGACAUCCAGCAGAUGGCGCACUGGCUACUCAACGAACCGUUCCGCACCGCACUGCAACGCAUUCAGCGAGUGAAGGAGGUGAAGGGGCUGGCGCUCAUAGACAUUGUGCGCUACCUGCACGGUUUCAUCCUCACAGUGGACAUGCCAGCAGCAGUGCGCAUCGACCUCUUUGACGCCAUGGCUGAUAUUGAGUACCGUUUGACCUUUGCCACGAGUGAGAAGGCGCAGCUGGGGGCGCUGGUGGGGGCUUUCACGCACGCGCGCUCCAAGCUCGUGGAGGGCGCCAAAUAA
Closterium sp. Yama58-4 is the source of this 1506-nucleotide messenger RNA. The record is from the annotation of a GenBank genome assembly. NCBI's taxonomy places the organism in Eukaryota, Viridiplantae, Streptophyta, Zygnematophyceae, Desmidiales, Closteriaceae.